This is a messenger RNA of Oncorhynchus mykiss (rainbow trout), 1746 nucleotides long. Its product is annotated as 4-galactosyl-N-acetylglucosaminide 3-alpha-L-fucosyltransferase 9. Gene Ontology annotation, cellular component: membrane. Gene Ontology annotation, molecular function: alpha-(1->3)-fucosyltransferase activity. The record is from RefSeq and is a predicted model, not a curated record. NCBI's taxonomy places the organism in Eukaryota, Metazoa, Chordata, Actinopteri, Salmoniformes, Salmonidae.
GCGUUUGGCUGCGUCACUCAGUCAACUCACUGAUCUCUACACCUGGAUGGUAUACGUAGACAGUGUGAUACAAUACUUCAUCUUCUCCUGGCAUUGUGGAUACCAAGGGUCAAGGUAUGUCCACUCCGGCUUCCAAGGGGGUUCUACGGCCUGUUCUGAUUGGCUGUUUUUUUAUGGCGGGCUUCGUGGGAAUAUUCUUAAUUUACUACAAACCCCAGAUCAAGUUCCUUUCAUGCCCUACUGACCAGGCAUCCCACGAGGGGAAGGCUGGUUGUUCUCCUUGCCCUCAAGUAAGUAUGGCAGGGAACCACACAGGGCAAAAAACACACCAUGCACAGACAGCCAUUCAGGCCGAUGAUGACGGAGACACAGACACUAUCAUUUUGAUCUGGAUGUGGCCAUUUGGUCAGGCCUUUGACAUAGACUCUUGUGUCUACUUUAACAUCAAAGGCUGUCACCUAACAGUGGAUAAAAACCUUUACAGCAAGGCGCACGGUGUCAUAUUCCACCAUAGAGACAUCCAUGGAGACCUGAAGAACAUGCCCCAAGAGCAACGUCCAUGGUUCCAGAAAUGGGUGUGGUGGAAUGCAGAAUCACCGGCUAACACAAACAGGAUCCCUGGUGUUGACCACUUGUUCAAUUUGACUGCCAGUUAUCGACUGGAUUCUGAUAUCAAGGUUCCUUAUGGGUCGCUUGUUGAGGUAACCAGUGAGGAUAAAAUCUUUGAGCUGCCCAAGAAGGACAAAUUAGUCUGCUGGGUAGUGAGCAACUGGAACCCAAACUACAAGAGGGUACAGGUGUUCAACGAGCUCAGUAGGCAUGUCAAAGUAGAGGCCUAUGGGAGACAUUUUAGUAGAUACCUUGAAAACCAAGACUACUCAAAGACGCUGUCCAGCUGUAAAUUCUACCUGGCAUUUGAAAACUCCCUCUACAAAGACUAUGCUACAGAGAAGCUGUUCAACGCUAUGAAGUUGGGAGCAGUGCCCAUUGUUCUAGGUCCAUCCAGGGACAACUACGAGCAAUUUAUCCCAAGGGACUCUUUCAUCCAUGUGGAUGACUUCUCCUCUACAGAGGAGCUGGCAAAGAAGCUUCUCUUUCUCGACCAGAAAAAUGAAGAAUACAUGAGGUACUUCACUUGGCGAAAUAACUUUAAAGUUCAACAAUGGUGGUUUGGACUUGAGCACGCCUGUCGCUCAUGUGAUUACAUUCAAAGAAAUAAAGGAUACAAAACUUUUCAUCAUCUAAAUAAAUGGUUUUGGGGCUAAGUGACCCAUUUGUAGUGGUCAACAAUGUGGCUGUGUGAAGAGUAUUGUAUGCUGGACAACCAGGUGUGGAAUAGUUUAGGGUCGUUCCACCAAUUUGGUACCUUUUGAGAAGUGUAACGGUAAAAAACUGAGCAGGUUUUUUUUCUUCACCACAAAACACUAGAACAUUUCCAAGAAGAGUAGAACCAGUUCACCUGCUUUUACACUAUGAUUCGACUAUUAAAUGUUCAAAGAUUCUUUUAAGAAAAAUAUUUAAUCCGGAAUAGUUUUUCCCCAUAUUAAAACCAAAGUUCAGUUCACGUAACAAGGUAGAGCUUAAAAUGAGGGAUAAAUGGAUCACUAAUCACAAAUGUAACUCUUCAUAUUCAACGCAACAAAAUAACUAAGGCUUUAAAAUGAUGGGGAAAACUUGGAGAAAUGUUGGGGUUAAGCGGGUUCAAAUCUUCCUAGAAAUCAGAGAGUGCAUGGAGGGACAUGUCAA